Folsomia candida is the source of this 2657-nucleotide messenger RNA. RefSeq lists its product as uncharacterized. The transcript has 2 exons. NCBI's taxonomy places the organism in Eukaryota, Metazoa, Arthropoda, Collembola, Entomobryomorpha, Isotomidae. The coding region runs from base 200 to 1999 and encodes 599 amino acids. The record is from RefSeq and is a predicted model, not a curated record.
UUAAUACAUAUGAUUACAAUAAUGAUGUAAUUGAAUUGCAAACUAGGCAAACAAGUUGGCUAUUCUAAUAUUUGCUUAUUGGUCUGCUACAAUUGCACUGGAGUUUGUCGACCAUGUUUUCUGACUGCAGGUACACACUUGAAUAUGGGAAUACUGAAAAAACAAUUAAUCAAUUUGUUGAUGUGAACACUUUUGGAAAAUGUAUCUUUCCAUAAUCGUAGUCAUUGUAGCGACUAACUUUAAGAUAUUAGCCGCCUCAGUUAUUUCUGACAAGAUAAUUUUCAUAACGGACUCAUCCUGCCUCUACUUUUUCACUUCUGACGUUCAAGACAUAAUAAAAAGUGCAAACUCUGUAAAGAUUUUAGUUGGUGGCAGUUGCUUGGGAAAAAUGCACACUUUGAAUACCUCAGACGAAUGGAUCGGUGUCAAUCACAUUGCUAAAUUUGGAACUCACUCUUUUACCCACAUUUUCUACAGGGCUUCUGACUCCUCAAUUGAGUCUUGGAUUGAUAUCUACUCUAAACUUCAGUUGUCUCAAUUUUCCAAAGAUUUUUUCAAUUUCUCACAGUCCUACUACCGCAAAUACGAUGACUAUAAUUCAUCCACGUUCAAGACUGAUCGAUUACGAUCGUUACUUGUAAAAGAUAAAUUUAUAUUUAUUGAAACCAGUGCUUCAUCAAAAGCGAAAAUCACGCAUAUUAUUCACGACUCUAUUACGUUACAAAAUCUUCCAGAGUAUAUGCAAUCCACAAUCAACAGCUCAAAGUCAGAUGGAGAACCCCAAACCGAGUGGGGUUACCCUACCGUUCUCUACUCUACUCUGGCAGGAUGGGGUUCUCGAUGUAAAUUCUCAAAUAUUUACGACCAGCUUUCUAAUCUCACCCUCAGAUUUAAUGCAAAUGACAUGCUCUUUUGUGAGGUGUUUCUUCACUUUAAUUUAACUCAUCAAACCUCGUAUCACUUUUCCGCGUAUCGAUGGGCCAGACUUUUUACUCUUAGAGAUGAUCUGUUGUCAGCAUUUAUUCCAGAUUCUAACGCCGUCUUCUACUCCUCCCCAGGCAUCACCUUUGUUGUCAUGAAAGAAGCUCCGCUUGUCUGGGGAAAUAUCUUCCAACCGUUCAGCCCCAUUGUGUGGGCAUUUUUGGGCGUUUGUGGAAUUUUGAGUGGACUUUUCACCUACUGUAUCACAGGAAAUGCUUCUUACAAAAUUCUUUCCCUCGCCAAGACGGAAAAGUUGUCUCAACAGAUCUGGAUGCCUAUUCAAGAAUAUGUUUUGCUGGUUUUGAGAUCUGCGUACGGUGGGAUGAUACUCGUCGGCCUCCUGGUCCCUCUUUAUCCCUGGACCCCAAAGACAUUCAGUGAACUUAACCAAACAAACAAUUUUAUAGCCGCAACGGCCUACAGUGAAGCCGUACAACCGGAACACCUCCGCGAUACAAAGGUUUUAAAUGGGAUAAAAAAGUGGCGAGAUCGGGAGGUAGAAGGACCUGCGAAAUCUACGCCUUCCUCAUACUUGGAAGACGAUGCAAAUGACACGGCCCACAGAUACGCCUUAUUUAUGUAUGACGAUAGAAAGCUUUUUUUCACCUACGGUCGGAGCCAACUUUCUACAACAGCAAAAUAUCUCCACAGAAUGGAAACAAAUACGGAGAGUGUUCUCCGAGAAAUGAGAUAUAUUUCCGUUGCAAUCGGGUCAAAACUGCAAUUUGUGGUGGAUGCGAUUCGUAGAAAUUUUGAGGCCGGGACGUGGAUACGAUGGUGGAAUCUUGAGAAAAACUAUUACAAGUAUGUCGCUCCGAAAUUAGUGAAUAAAUAUUUGGAAAAAAGUUUGCCCGAAGAACGAAUUGACUUUACGGAAAGAUCGCUCAAAGUCGCCGAUGUGGGGACAAUCCUUGUCAUUUGGUCAGUUGGAAUUGCAAUGGCACUUUUGCAUUUCUUUUUUGAACAAUUUUAUUGUUGCAGAUAUUUUGUGUACUAUUUUACAAUAAGAACAAAAUAAAACUUAUGGUGGUGAUUAGCAAUACAAAUUAAAGCAAUCGCAAACACAGGGAUUACACUUCCAGCAUCGAUAAGAUUGAGAAAAACAUUGUGCUGAACAUUGUGCAGGGGUAAAUCCACCGCAAUAAGUGCAGCUACGAAGUAUUUUGGUGUCGUUAUUGAUAGCAUUAUUUUGAUAACUAAGAAUAUCUGUAGUGUCCAGUUGAUUAUCGAAAUCAGGGUUUAUGGUCUCUUCCAACGGAAGUAAAUCUGCCAUUAAAGCGAGUCCCAACUUUUAAAAAUAAGAAAUUUUAUUUUAAUCUUUACAUAAGAGAAAAAUUUAAGCGUUUCAACUUACAAUGAACGUCAAGCCGACUGAGAGAUACAUGUCGAUGUGAAUAUUUAAUACAACUAAAGUGUAUAAUUUUAUGUUCUAAUGGUUUUCUCCGUGAUUUAUCACUUCCGGAUUAAUUUUGACAAAAUAUUUGUUCACAUUCAUGCUGUUACACAGUUCCAUAAACUAAAUGUAAUGAAUAAUUUAUACAUUAUUGAUAAAAAAUACACGCACAUGUGCUGUGCUAAAAUUUGACAAGAUGCUAAUCGUUGUGAAAUUUGUCUCAAUGUCACACAAUAACAAGAACAACUGGUCUGAAUAAAAUUGUAUACUGUAACUUAUUAAA